Molecule: messenger RNA, 4360 nt
Organism: Scatophagus argus
Lineage: Eukaryota; Metazoa; Chordata; Actinopteri; Scatophagidae
Product: mucin-5AC-like
Exons: 25
Coding region: 183-3470 (1095 amino acids)
Source: RefSeq, a predicted model, not a curated record
UUCCCGACUCUCACAAAAACCUCAUUCACUGAGUGGAUGUCUUCACUUCCAUCUUUUGAAUCAAGAAGGCAAGGUGUCUAACGCUUACUUAGUGUCAGCUUGAACAAUUCAUUGCUGUGUAUACAAGAAUUCUGCUGGAUCUGGGACUCCUCUUGGAUUCACAGGAACGAAGGACAAGGAGGAUGGAGCUCUUCAUAUUGGUUCUACUAGCAGGGCUAGUGGGAACGACGUCUGCCAAUAACACAACAACAGAACCAAUGAACAUGACCUCACCAUUCGUCAACACGACUUCACUACCCGCCAACGAAACCUCAGCACCCGCCAACGAAACCUCAGCACCCGCCACUGCAACCUCACCACCCGCCAACGAAACCUCAGCACCCGCCACUGCAACCUCACCACCCGCCAACGAAACCUCGCCACCAGCCACCGCAACAUCGCCACCCCCCACCGCAACAUCGCCACCAGCCACCGCAACAUCGCCACCCCCCACCGCAACAUCGCCACCAGCCACUGAAACAUCACCACCUGCCACCGAAACAUCACCACCAGGCGCCACUACAACACCAAUGCCAGAUGGACCAUCAACAUCACCACAACCAGUCGUAACUACAACCACAACAGCGGCACCAGCACCUCCACCAGAGCCAAAAAUCAAUGUGGAAUUUAAGUUGGAACAAACUUUUACACAAGAACUUGCAGACACAAACUCACCAGCAUUCCAGACACUGAGUAACACAGUAUCCUCAGCACUCAACCAGGUUUAUUCAACAAAGUUUGGAUCUUCCUUCAAUCGAACUAUUGUCAAAGGCUUCAGGCAGGGAUCUGUUGUGGCAGAUGUUGACCUGGUAUUCAAUCAGGGAAACACAGUCCCAAAUGCCAGCGCAGCAGCUAAUACUUUGGUGGAGGCAGCUUCCAGCCCAAACUUUUCUCUGCCUGUCAACACAUCAUCUAUUUCUGCAUCUGUUGUGGAGACACCAACACAAGCCCCUGCUACAACAACUGUGCCAGUCAUCGGAACAUCACCACCCGCCACUGAAACAUCGCCACCAGUCACCGAAACCUCGCCACCCCACACCGCAACAUCGCCACCAGCCACCGCAACAUCACCACCCGCCACCGAAACAUCACCACCAGGCGCCACUACAACACCAAUGCCAGAUGGACCAUCAACAUCACCACAACCAGUCGUAACUACAACCACAACAGCGGCACCAGCACCUCCACCAGAGCCAAAAAUCAAUGUGGAAUUUAAGUUGGAACAAACUUUUACACAAGAACUUGCAGACACAACCUCACCAGCAUUCCAGACACUGAGUAACACAGUAUCCUCAGCACUCAACCAGGUUUAUUCAACAAAGUUUGGACCUUCCUUCAAUCGAACUAUUGUCAAAGGCUUCAGGCGGGGAUCUGUUGUGGCAGAUGUUGACCUGGUAUUCAAUCAGGGAAACACAGUCCCAAAUGCCAGCGCAGCAGCUAAUACUUUGGUGGAGGCAGCUUCCAACCCAAACUUUUCUCUGCCUGUCAACACAUCAUCUAUUUCUGCAUCUGUUGUGGAGACACCAACACAAGCUCCUGCUACAACAACUGUGCCAGUCAUCGGAACAUCACCACCAAUCAACGGAACAUCACCACCAGUCAUCGGAACAUCACCACCAAUCAACGGAACGUCACCACCAGUCAUGGGAACAUCACCACCAAUCAACGGAACGUCACCACCAGUCAUUGGAACAUCACCGCCAAUCAACGGAACGUCACCUACAGUCACUGGAACACCUAUGCAAAAUGGAACGUCAGCACCACCAGUCGUAAUUACUAGUGCUACAACUACAACUGCAACAGCUGCACCAACACCAGAGCCAACAAUUAGGCUGGGAUUUAGCUUGAAUGAGAAUUUCACACCAGACCUUGCAGACACAAACUCACCAGCAUUCCAGCAACUGAGCAGCAGAGUAUCCUCAGUACUCAACAGUGUCUAUUCAAAACGAUUUGGACCGUCUUUCCUUCGAGCUAUCAUCAGAAGGUUCAGACAAGGAUCCGUUGUGGUAGAUGCUGAGCUGACGUUCAGCAACGGGACAACAUUACCAAAUGCCAGUUCCGCGGCUGACACUUUAAGGGAGGCUGCUUCCAGCUCCAACUUUUCUCUCAGCGUUAACACAUCAUCUAUUUCUGCGGCUGUUGUCCAACCAAAUGAAGUCGCAACCUCAACCUCAACACCAAUGACUACACUUCCCUCAACAGACUCAUCACCAACCAACGCAACCUCACCAACAGCCAGCACAGACCCAUCACCAACCAACGCAACCUCGCCAACAGCCAGCACAGACCCAUCACCAACCAACGCAACCUCGCCAACAGCCAGCACAGACCCAACACCAGUGAAUGCAACAUCGCUGUCCACACCUGAUACUCCAACUACACCUGCCCCAUCACCGGAUUCAACGAUCUCACUGAGAUUCAGUUUGAUUCGAGUCUUUGUCACACAGUUAGCAGAUCCAAAUUCUCAAGAAUUCAAGGAUUUGGCAAACCAAGUAGCAGCUGCACUUAACGGUCUCUAUGGACGGAGAUUUGGAAGGCGUUUCCUUCGAGCUGUGAUCAGAUCUUUCCGUCAAGGUUCAGUUGUGGUCGAUUCCAAUCUGGUAUUUAAUAAUGCCAGCUCAGUACCAGAGACUACGGAUGUGACAGGUGCUCUGGCGGAAGCAGCAUCCAACGGUUCCCUUGGUCUUCCAGUGAAUACGUCAACCAUUGCUGCAACAAGAACAAUCACAAAUACAACUCCUGGGAUUAACAACACAGAUGCUACUAGUGCUAGUCCAUCAAUCACUCCAGGAACCACUGCGGCAACCACUGCAGCAACCACUGCAGCAACCACUGCAGGAACCACUGCAGCAACCACUACAGCAACCACUGCAGGAACCACUGCUGAAACCACUACAGCAACCACUGCAGCACCCACUACAACAACCACGGCAACAACCACUACAACUAUUACUACUGAAUCCACCACCACUGCAUCAACAGAUCCUCCCACAGGCAAUGAGGGAACCCUUGGCCUUACAUUUAGUCUCGACGAAACAUUUACGUCAGAUCUCUCCGACCCAACUUCAGCAGCAUUUAAGGCUUUGGCUAAUAGAGUGAUCGCAGCGAUAAACAGAGCAGCAAGAAAACUGUUUGGAUCAUCUUUCUUACGCUCCAUCAUCAACGGGUUCACGAGCGGAUCAGUGAGGGUCAACAUGACUCUGGUGUUCAGAGAUGCAAGCUCUGUUCCUUCAGCAAACAAUGCGACUUCACAAUUCAACAGCGAACUUACCGGCAGCUCUUCUACCCUGAACGUUAUUCCAGGCUCCGUUUCUGCACAGUCAACAUCAACAUCAGACAGUCCUCCUCGGACCACAGUUGCAUCACUGGCAUUCUUUACACUAAUACUGCUUGCUGUGGCACAGAUUCUGAUAGACUUGUCAGCCCCUUAAGGCACAUACACUGACUGGGGCAUCGCUAUCACUAUGUUAUCAAAAGUCGACAAAGCAAUGUACCAACAAAUUCGAUACAAAACAAAUAGUACAUUUUGAAAUUUACCAAGACAUUGUCAUGUGGUAAAAAGAUGUGUACUGUGUUUCAAAAAAUUAAAUAGAUUCUCAGUAUUUUCAAAAUUUGAUGGUACAAUCACUUGUGUUUUGAUUCCAUUUUAUUUAAAGAACUAAUCAUUAAGAUUGUAAAAUGGUUUUUAUAUUUUUUGGGCCUUUUGUAGCAGUUGCUAUUCAGUUUACUUGUUUUGUCUUUAUUGUUUUCAAGUGGCUUUGUUAACUUAUGAAAAAAAAAAGCCACAUAUGUUAAAGGAUAAUACACUAAAUAUUUAUUCCCAAUUAAAAGCAUCACAUGAUUCAGCAGAUAAAUUUACAUCCAAUGCAAAUGUUCGAAGUGAAUGAUGGAAGUGUGCAGUCAAUGUAGUAUGGUGCCAUAAGCUUGUGAGAAUGUGGAAGUGACAUGAUCUUGACACUGGAGACCAAUUAUUUGUAUUAUGUCUGAGACCAACCACCAAUGCUGAAGUUUUUAAACAUAUUUAAUCAUGAAGAACCAUAUAUCUCUGACCAUGUUGUCCCCAACACCACAACUGCCAUGUAAGAAUACUACAGAAAAAUACUGGCCAUUGAACAUAAUGUUGCGUUUUGCAGAUUUUGACAUAAUCAUCCAGUGUCAAGUGAACAGUAUGGCAAAUGGCAUGCUGAAUGCUAAAAGUGUCAAAGGACUGUUACCUGAUUUUGAAAGAUUGCUGAUUUUAACUGAGUAGUUUGAAUAGAAUACUGAUUCUUCUGUAUGUUUUCAAAAGGGGGAAUAAUAAAAUGUGCAUCUUUGUUAAUAA